Dictyostelium discoideum AX4 is the source of this 3102-nucleotide messenger RNA. RefSeq names its product RabGAP/TBC domain-containing protein (gene tbck). The transcript has 3 exons. Gene Ontology annotation, molecular function: ATP binding. The coding region runs from base 1 to 3102 and encodes 1033 amino acids. Lineage: Eukaryota; Evosea; Eumycetozoa; Dictyosteliales; Dictyosteliaceae. The record is from RefSeq and is a predicted model, not a curated record.
AUGAUGAAAAGCGAUGAAGGUGUGAGUGGGAAUAGUAAUAAUAAUAAUAAUUAUAAAUUCAAAGAUAAUACAUUUAGAAAGUAUGGAGUUGAAGUUGUAGCAUAUGAUAAUAACAACAAUAAUAAUAAUAAUAAUAAUAAUAAUGAUGAUAAUAAUACAGUAACAGUGAAUUCAAGAGGAUUUCAUAUUUCAAUACAUCCAUUUUCAUUUAGAAAUAAAUUAACUAUUAAUCAAAAUAAUGGUAGUAUUGGAGGAUCAUCAUCAUCAUCAUCAACAUCAAAUUCAGUAUCAACACCAAAACCACAAUCAUUCUAUGUCGAUGAUGCAGGUAUUGCUAAACAAUUGAAUCAAUCUGUAUUUGAUAUCUUAUCAAGAUCACGUUAUUUAUCUUCAUUAUCACAUGAGAAUUUAGCUGAAUUCAUUGCUGCUGAACCUUCUCAAAAACAUCAUGAUCAAAUGUUAAUUGUUUCAGAAGACUAUAAGAAUUCAUUAGAGAAACAAAUAGAGAUACAAGCGAAAAGACAAACACCAAUCCCAUCCAAUACAAUCGGAAGAUAUGCUUAUCAAAUAUUGAAAGCAUUAUCAUAUUUACAUAGUCAAGAUUUAACUCAUAGAAGUUUAUCAUUGGAUAAUAUUAAAUUAGAUGAUAAUAAUCAAAUUAAAUUAACAAAUUAUGGACUUUAUUAUUUAUCAGAUCAUGGGGAGAAUGUAUCAUUCCCAAUUGGUAAUUUAUUAUAUCUUUCACCUGAAUCAAUAUUAAGAGGUGCAAAAGGAUCAUCAAAUACCAAAGCAGAUGUAUGGGCAUUAGGUUGUAUUUUAUUACAUAUUUGUUUAGGUUAUUGUAUUUGGCAAGAUAAUAAUCCAUCAAUUGUAACAAAUAGAAUAUUACAUUUAUCUGGUUAUUCAACAACUCAAUCUUUUAAUUCAAUUUCUAAAUCAUUUGAACAAUGUGAAUUAAAAAAAACAAUAAUAAAUGAAAAACAACAUGAAGAAUAUGAAGAAUAUGAUGAUGAUGAAGAUAUAAGUGAAGAAGAAAAGGAGAAAAGAAUUAAAGAUAUUAAAUUAAAUAAUAGAGAUAAUAUGAAUAAUUUUAUAAAUUCAUUAAAAAGAGAAGAAAAAGAAAAUAGUGAUAGUAAUAGUGGUAGUAGUAAUAGUAAUAUAGGUAUAGGAUUAAAUGGUUUAGGUAAAGAAUUAAUUGAAAUAAUUGAACAAUGUUUAAUACCAAAUCCAAUGGAUAGACCAGAUAGUGAAACAUUAUUAGAUCAUCCUUACUUUAAUGAAUAUAAAAAUAUUGAUCCAUAUCAAUUACAAUGGAUAAUUAAACCAUUUACAAAGAGUUGGGAUUUACCAGAUAGUUUAGAAUCUUUAACUUUAAAAGAGAUUGAAUCCUAUGGACAUAUUGGUAGUGAUAAUAAUGGUGGUGGUGGUGGUGGUGGUGGUGAAUCUGAUAGUGAUAUUUACUCUGGUAAAGAGAUUUAUUACUUUUGGAAAUUAUUAGGUGGUAAUAUUGAAAAGGAAUUAGUUAAUAAAGGAUUUGCAAAAGCAUCACCAUCGGUUCAUAAAUUACCAUUAUAUGUACCAGUUAAAGCCUCAUUAACUGAAUCAACUAAUAGUGGUUUAAAUUCACCACAACCCUAUCAACAUCAACAUCAUCAACAUCAACAUCAACAUCAACAUCCAAAUAUAAUUAAAUCAAAAAAUUCAACAGUAUAUAAUAAUGAAUUUUGUUUAGUUGAAUUAAGUAAUGUUUUUUUAAAAAUUAAAGAAUCAUUUAAAUUAUAUGGUAGUAAAGUUUUUGAAGAAGGUAUUGAACAAUCAAAUAAUAAUAAUAAUAAUAGAUUUAAUAAUAUUGAAAAUAAUAUUGAAUUACAAAUUAUAAUCAUUAGAGAAUUUCAUAAAUUAUUAUAUCAAUAUCAAUAUGAUGAUCCAACAUUAUCACAACCAAAGAUAUAUAGAUUAGCAAAAUUAUUUGUACCACCAAUUUUAAGAGGUGAUAUUUGGUCUUCGAUUUUAGGUGUAAAUGAAAGAGAAGCAAAACAAUUGUAUAAUAGUAUCAAUUUAGAUGUUAAAGGUCCAAAUGAUAAACAGUUUGAAUUGGAUAUACCAAGAUGUCACCAAUAUCAUCCAUUAUUAUCAUCAAGACAAGGUCAUGUACAAUUAUUCAAGAUUUUAAAGGCAUGGUCAUUAUUGAAUUUAGAGAAGGGUUGCUAUUGGCAAGGAUUGGAUAAUGUGGCUUCACCGUUUUUAGUACACCAUUUCUUUAAUGAACCAAUUGCAUUCGCUUCGUUGAAGGCUUUUGUUGACAAGUAUCUCUCCAUUCUUUAUGUGCCAAAUAACCAUGCUGCCCUAUCAGAGAUUAUGUUGAUCUAUCAACAACUAUUGGCUUAUCACGAUCCAGAGUUAUUGAAUCACUUGAUGGAUAUUCAAUUGGAUCCAAACCUUUAUUCAAUUCCUUGGUUUAUCACUGUGUUUGCUCAUAUCUUACCAAUUGAUAAAUUGGAGAUACUUUGGGACUCGAUUUUAUUAUGUCCUUCAAGUUUACCAAAUUUCAUUGCUGCCUCUAUGAUCAUCCAAUUCCGUGAUUCAAUUUUAAAGAUGAAUUUUGAAGAUGGUAUAACAAUGAUGUCCAUGAUUCCAUCGGUUGAUGUUCAUAAAUGUGUUUCCGACGCUUUAUCAAUGUUUAAUAAAACACCUCUAAGUACAACUGUCACUAAAUUCGUUUCAAAUACUGAUCAAGAGCUAUGGUGGAUGCAAGAAGUACCCUUUGAAAAAAGAAAAUUAGAAUUAUUCCCACGUAUUGAUAUUCAUGAUUUAAUCAAUGAUCAACAAAAGGUAAUACUAGAUAUUAGAACACCUUUACAAUUUCAACAAAUUCAUUAUCCUUCCUCUAUAAAUGUUAAUCCAAAGUUAUCCAAACUUCAGCAACAAAUGGAACAAUAUAAAGGUCAACAAAUUGUUGUAAUUGCCCCAAAAGAUCAAGGUGUAGAUUUCACAAAUCAAUUAAUUCAAUGGAAAUUCCCUUUUGUUUCAAUGUUAAAUGGUGGUAUGGAUUCUUUAGAACAUGGUGCUCAUAGUUUAUUAAUAAUUUCAAAUAAAAAUUAA